AUGGGAAACACGGAGAAGCUCUUGAAUCAGAUAAUGGAGCUUAAAUUCACCGCCACUCUCCAACGCCAAGCUAAGAAGUGCGAGAAGGAUGAGAAAUCCGAGGAGCUUAAAAUCAAGAAGGCCAUGGAGAAGGGCAACAUGGACGGCGCCAGAAUCUACGCCGAGAACGCCAUCCGCAAGCGCACCGAGCAGAUGAACUACCUCCGCCUCGCCUCUCGCCUCGAAGCCGUGGUUGCUCGCCUUGACAUCCAGGCCAAGAUGACCACCAUCAACAAGUCCAUGGCCAACAUCGUCAAAUCCCUCGAGUCGACGCUCGCCACCGGCAAUCUCCAGAAGAUGUCCGAGACCAUGGACCAGUUCGAGAAGCAGUUCGUCAACAUGGAGGUCCAGGCCGAGUUCAUGAAGAGCUCCAUGGCCGGCUCUACCUCCCUCUCUACGCCGGAGGGAGAGGUCAACAGCCUUAUGCAGCAGGUCGCCGAUGAUUACGGCCUUGAGGUCUCUGUGGCGCUGCCUCAGCCUGGAAACGAGAAGGUCGACGAGGACGACCUCUCGAGGCGCCUCGCCGAGCUUAAGGCCAGAGGGUAA
Juglans microcarpa x Juglans regia is the source of this 585-nucleotide messenger RNA. RefSeq names its product ESCRT-related protein CHMP1B-like. The record is from RefSeq and is a predicted model, not a curated record. Gene Ontology annotation, biological process: late endosome to vacuole transport; endosome transport via multivesicular body sorting pathway; protein transport. Gene Ontology annotation, cellular component: multivesicular body; ESCRT III complex. Lineage: Eukaryota; Viridiplantae; Streptophyta; Magnoliopsida; Fagales; Juglandaceae.